AUGGCUGAAUUCAAAUUAUCCUAUGAGUCACAGCUAGUAAGUGAAGCCAAUGCAAUGCCCUUCAACCCAUCCGUCUUAACACGAACCCUGUACCGUCAGGAUGCCUUCCACCCCUCUUUCCGCUGGGAAAGCCGCGACCCCAGAGACGACUGGAAGACCGCUGCUCUCCGCGGUCCAGCCUUGCCAGUACUUGGAAACGCCGUGGCCGGCGCCGUUGGCUCAGCCAUCUCCAACGUCAUCGUCUACCCGCUGAACGUGAUCGUCGCCCGCCUCCAGACGCAGGCAAAGAAGGAUAAAUCAAAAGAGGGAUCCGACGAUGAAUCCGACGAUGAAUCCGAGUACACCGACAUUCUCGACGCAGCCCGAAAAAUCUACGAGCAGCAAGGCCUCGUGGGCUUCUACCCCGGCCUGGCGCAAGACACCUGGAAGUCGGUCGCUGACUCGUUCCUUUUCUUCCUCGCAUACAACACCAUCCGACAGCGGCGAAUAGUCGCACGAGUUGGGCCCGCCAAGGCGAAAAGCAAAAACAUCGUCCUUCCGAUAUGGGACGAGCUCGCGGUCGGCAUGGUAGCCGGUGCCUUCUCAAAGCUGUUCACCACGCCGCUAUCCAACAUCGUCGCCCGCAAGCAGACUGCAGCGCGGAAAGGUGCGCAGGGGGGCAAGGACGCGUCGACAGCAGACAUUGCGAGCCAAAUUCGGGCUGAGAAGGGUCUCGGAGGCUUUUGGUCUGGAUACUCGGCGUCCUUGAUCUUGACCCUGAACCCGUCGAUCACCUUCUUCCUGAAUGAGGUGCUGAAAUACGCCCUUCUCCCGCGCGCGAGGCGCGCGGCCCUCACCUGCGGUGACGUUUUUCUUGGCGGCUCUGAGCAAAUCAACGGCGUCAUCCAUCACGUAUCCGUUCUCCCUGGCAAAGACCCGGGCACAGCCUUGAAGGGAUUCUUCUCGCAUGGGUUUACUAUGCUGGCGAAGGAUGCUGUCUAUGCAACUAUCGUCAAGGCUUACUACCUUCUUCUGAUAGUGAUGCGCCGGUAUCCUUCCCCUGAUGAGCUUCUUGCGCGCGCCCGUGAGCAGGCGGAAGAGUAUAGUGAAAUUGCGCGCGAGGGUGCCCGUGACUUAGUUGAGCGGGCGCGCGAAGCGGCCGAUGACGCGCUGAAGAAUCACUCUGGCGGUGUCGCUGUUGAUAUGACUUCGAGUGCUGUGGCUGCCGGUGCGGCUGCCACGAAGAGUGGGAGUGCAGGGCAUGGUAUUGAUGCUUCUUCUGGAUUGAAAGUCCCGCAUGCUCAUGAUGAGAUCAACGAGACUGCUGAAUUGGUCGGAGAUUAUGUUGAGGAGGAGGCUGCUGAGUGGAAAAGCUUUUACCAUUGGUUCUGGGACAAGGAACGUAUGAAGGGAUAA
Molecule: messenger RNA, 1395 nt
Organism: Penicillium canariense
Lineage: Eukaryota; Fungi; Ascomycota; Eurotiomycetes; Eurotiales; Aspergillaceae
Product: putative mitochondrial carrier protein
Exons: 2
Coding region: 1-1395 (464 amino acids)
Source: RefSeq, a predicted model, not a curated record